UUCGCUUCACCCAGCGAAAACAAUCUUAGUACGGCUCAGGCCUUGAUCGAAUCGGGACUCAGGCUUCCCCGGUGUUGUCAAUUUUGAGCAGAAGUGUUUGAAGCGCGCGCGCACCAGAAGAAAUAAUCCGAAAAAAAUGCUUAUCUUGCUCGUGUCGGUGGUGGCAGCUUCGGUCGGCUUAGCCGUGUACGUUUAUCAGCUGUUUGCGAAUCGGUUGCACUACGCGGCGAAGAUUGGCGGUCCCAAGGGGUAUCCCAUCUUGGGGAACUCGAUCCAGUAUGGGACAAAGUCCCCGUCGGAGUUUUUGCUUGAGGUGGAGAAAAGCAACAAGGAGUGCGGGAAGUUCUAUCGGCUGUGGAUUGGGCCGGAUUUGAUUUUCCCUAUUAGUGACGCCAAAUUGGUUGAGGCGAUUCUCAGCAGUCAGAAGCUGCUGGACAAAUCGGUUCAGUACGACUUCAUUCGGCCGUGGCUGGGAAAUGGUUUGCUUACGAGUACCGGAAGGAAGUGGCAUUCCAGGAGGAAGAUCAUCACUCCGACGUUCCACUUUAAGAUUUUGGAACAGUUUGUGGAAAUUUUCGACCAACAGAGCAAUAUCUUCGUUAGUCAGUUGAAGUCUAAGGCUGUCAGUGGGGAGGACUUCGAUGUUUUUCCGGAGGUUACACUUUGCGCUCUGGAUGUGAUCUGCGAAUCCGCCAUGGGAACAAAGGUCAACGCUCAGCUCAAUUCGGACUCGAAAUACGUGAGAGCCGUGAAAGACAUGGCCACCGUUGCGAUGGCUCGCUCGUUCAAGGCGUUCGCCCGAUUCGACUUCACGUUCUUCUUCACCCCGUAUUGGGGAAUGCAAGACAAGGCGUUGAAGAUCCUGCAUGACUAUACGGACAGCGUCAUCCGUUCGCGGCGCCUAGAACUGGCCAAGGGCACCACUACGACGGCCGAUGAAAACGAGAACGAUGUGGGAAUGCGCAAGAAGGUGGCCUUCCUGGACAUGCUUCUGCAGGCCACGGUCGAUGGGAGACCUCUGAAUGACUUGGAAGUUCGUGAGGAAGUUGAUACGUUUAUGUUUGAAGGUCACGAUACGACCACUUCGGCCAUUUCGUUCCUCAUCGGAAUCUUGGGCAAGUAUCCGGACGUUCAGAAGAAGGUCUACGAUGAAGUACGAACCGUGAUUGGUGAUGACCUGAACGUGUCCGUCACGUUGUCGAUGCUAAACCAGUUGAAUUACGUGGAUUUAGUUAUCAAAGAAACUCUGAGACUGUAUCCGUCCGUGCCUAUCUUUGGUAGGAUGCUGCUGGAGAACCAGGAAAUCAACGGCAUCGUCUUCCCAGCAGGAUCGAACUUGGCCAUCUUUCCCUACUUCAUGGGUCGUGAUCCGGACUACUUCGAGAACCCGCUGGAGUUCCGGCCGGAGCGAUUUGCGGUGGAAACAUCGGCCGAGAAGACCAAUCCCUACCGGUACGUGCCGUUCAGCGCCGGACCAAGGAACUGCAUUGGACAAAAGUUUGCCGUGGCGGAAAUCAAGAGUUUGAUCAGCAAAUUGGUACGGCACUACGAGGUGUUGCCUCCGAAGCAGCCCCAACCGGAGAGGCUGAUUGCCGAAUUAGUGCUCCGGCCGGAUGGUGGCGUUCCAGUGAGGCUGAGAAGCAGGGUAAAAUAUUCCGCCUACCACUUGGUGGUACCUACUAUCUCGCUAGUACUCGCCAACCAGUCCGAUUCGGUUCUGCCUUAUGGAAUGAUGGUGAUUCUAGUGCUUCUCUCCCUAGUGAUACCACUGUUCCUGUUGUUUGCCUUCGUUCACCGAAAAUUGUUGCAAUUCCCCAAACUUGCCGGCCCACCGGAAUGGCCCAUCGUCGGAAGUGCAACGGAAAUCGUGAAUCUCAGCUCCAUUGAGAUAUUCAAGCUGCUUCGCAGAUACGCACAGCAGUAUGGAACGGCGUAUAAGCUGAGCUUUUGGUAUCAAUACACGCUGGUGUUUGCAAAACCGGACAUCGCCGAGAAAAUCCUCAACACCCAAUCGUACGCCUCCAAGUCCGAAGACUACGAUAAAGUCGCCGAGUGGAUCGGCUACGGACUGCUCAUCUCCAAGGGCGAAAAGUGGUUCAAACGACGCAAGGUCCUCACCCCGGGCUUCCACUUCAAGAUCCUCGAAAGCUUCGUGCGGGUAUUCAACGAAAAAACCGACGUCCUGUGCCGUAAACUGGCGUCCUACGGGGGCUCCGAAGUGGACGUCUUUCCAACGCUGAAGCUGUACACGUUGGACGUCCUGUGUGAAACUGCGCUCGGAUACAGCUGUAAUGCCCAGACGGAGGAUUCGUUCUACCCGGCGGCUGUCGAAGAGCUGAUGUCGAUUUUGUACUGGCGGUUCUUCAACCUGUUCGCCAGUGUGGAUACGCUGUUCCGGUUCACGAAGCAGUACAGGAGGUUCCACAAGCUCAUAGGGGAUACGCGGGAGUUUACGCUGGCAAUCAUUGAGCGGAAGCGGCAGCUGUUGAAGGAUCAACCUGAUGAGGUUAGACAGGAUGGAGAGGACACCAAUGGGAAAAAGAAGAUGGCGUUGCUGGAUCUGCUGCUGCGAGCAACUGUAGAUGGGAAACCCCUCUCGGAUGAUGACAUCCGAGAAGAGGUGGACACCUUCACGUUCGCUGGACAUGACACGACGGCGUCUGCCUUAACAUUUCUACUGUUCAACAUAGCCAAGUACCCAGAUGUUCAGCAGAAGCUGUUCGAAGAGAUAAGUAGCGUCGUUGGAUCCACCACCGAUCUCACUCUUCACACUCUCAACGAUCUGCGCUAUCUGGACUUGGUCAUCAAGGAAUCGCUCCGGUUGUACCCAUCGGUACCGAUGAUCGCCCGUAUUGCCACUGAGAAUACCCAACUGGACGACAUGCCCAUCCCAAAGGGGACCUGCGUCAGUGUCGAUAUCUUCCAAAUGCACCGUGAUCCUAGCUGUUUCGAUGAUCCGGAACGCUUCAUCCCGGAGCGGUUCAACGCCAUCAAGGAGGGCGGCAAUCACAGUUCGUUCACCUAUAUUCCGUUCAGUGCCGGAAGCAGGAAUUGUAUAGGUCAAAAGUUUGCACAAUACGAGAUUAAGAUAGCCAUUACGAAGCUGAUUCAGACCUUCCGUUUGGAGCUUCCAACGCCGGAUAUGGAACCGGUCCUGAAAGCGGAAAUCGUAUUGAAGCCUGCCGAAAAGCUGCCCAUUCGUUUCAUUACCAGAUCUAGCAAAUAGCUUCUCAGACUUUAAAACAGUAGUUAAGCAAUAAAAUGACAUGGAAACAGUUUAUUGAAUGCAAAUAAAACCCCUACGAUUUCAAAGCACAAA
This is a messenger RNA of Aedes albopictus (Asian tiger mosquito), 3319 nucleotides long. RefSeq lists its product as uncharacterized. The transcript is spliced from 11 exons. NCBI's taxonomy places the organism in Eukaryota, Metazoa, Arthropoda, Insecta, Diptera, Culicidae. The record is from RefSeq and is a predicted model, not a curated record. Bases 137 to 3226 code for a protein of 1029 amino acids. Gene Ontology annotation, molecular function: iron ion binding; monooxygenase activity; oxidoreductase activity, acting on paired donors, with incorporation or reduction of molecular oxygen.